This is a messenger RNA of Lycium barbarum (goji berry), 694 nucleotides long. RefSeq lists its product as uncharacterized. The record is from RefSeq and is a predicted model, not a curated record. The transcript is spliced from 2 exons. Lineage: Eukaryota; Viridiplantae; Streptophyta; Magnoliopsida; Solanales; Solanaceae. Bases 85 to 510 code for a protein of 141 amino acids.
CAGUCAUCACAUUUUCUCCAUUAUAGAAAAAAAAAAUCAAUCUUUUUAAGCUCAUUCUCAAGUGAAGAUCAGAUCAUCAUAUCAAUGGCGGAUAACAAGCCGAAGCAGGGAUUAAGAAAACCUGUUUUUGUGAAAGUGGAGAGUUUGACACCUGGCACUAAUGGCCAUACAUUAAUCGUCAAAGUUGUAGAAUCGAAUACUGUGUUGCAGAAAGGCCGUUCAGUUUCGCCGCAUUUACGUAACACUCGCAUUGCUGAAUGCCUCGUUGGUGAUGAAACCGGCACCAUCAUCUUCACUGCUCGUAACGAUCAAGUUGAUCUGAUGAAGGCUGGUGCUACCGUUAUCCUUCGGAAUGCCAAGAUUGACAUGUUCAAGAACACCAUGAGACUAGCUGUGGACAAGUGGGGACGCGUUGAGGUGACUGAACCUGCUGCCUUUGAAGUGAAACAGGGUAACAAUCUCUCCCUUGUUGAGUAUGAGCUAGUGAAUGUGGAGGAGGUGAACAAGUAGUAGUACUGUUGUCCUAUAUUUUGUUAAAAUAGUUGCUUCCUUUGGGAUGGGAAAGCACUAACUUUGAAUAUGGUAAUAUUUUGGUUAAGGGAAACUCAGGAACUCUUAGGAAUCAAUGGUGUGAAAAAAACUACUUACUCUAGUAUUUAUGGAUAUUUUAACUUUAUAGAAGUCUUACUUAUAA